Manduca sexta (tobacco hornworm) is the source of this 670-nucleotide messenger RNA. RefSeq lists its product as uncharacterized. The transcript is spliced from 4 exons. Lineage: Eukaryota; Metazoa; Arthropoda; Insecta; Lepidoptera; Sphingidae. The coding region runs from base 41 to 655 and encodes 204 amino acids. The record is from RefSeq and is a predicted model, not a curated record.
UUCUAGAAGUAGUCCAGACAACACGAACUAAACAGUCAAAAUGGCGUGGCAAUUAGUCUUACUGACUUUACUGAGUCUUGGAGCUGUUAAUUAUGCCAACCUAGAUUGUGUUUUGGACUUCCAAAACGACUUUGAUACCUCAAACCCGCUUCCAAUAAUCUUAAGGGAUAAUAAAUUAUUGAACCCGGACCCAAACACCUGCAGUGUCGUUUUGCCUGAGGGUUCAAAAAUUCUUAUUGGCUGCCCUGGGGAUACAAAUAGUAUCAUGUACAUGCAACCACAUGGAAGAAUCGAUACUGGGUUAAAGCAACUGGAAGCAUCUUGUAACGGUGGUAGUAACUUUAUAUCUGGCAACAGUUUACUAGACAGCUUCGCUUUAAAGGAAAUAUCUUGUAAAGAACAACCCAAAGUAACGGUUCGAAAAACGACGAAAUGUGGCAAAGAUAAUCAACAUCAAACUUACCAAUGCGGAUAUACUAUUGGAAACGUAUUUGUCUGGGCUUUCGAGUCUUGUUACGAUGAGAGGCUUUACAUCCCGUCUCAUGUAAAAUACGAGAUCAGGCCGCAUACUUGCACUCCUGCACCAACUGCUCCAUCAGGAAAUAUUCUAACUGGACUAUGUAAGUCUCUUGUGCUCACACAAAUGCACCUUUGAAUAUACCAUCUUUAU